AUGAAAUCCUACUCCGCUUCACUCUUCCUCGUCCUUCUCCUCCCGAUCCUAGCCAUCGCUCAAAACGAGAAUCAAGUCGGCUCUUGGAAGCCGAUUGCAGACGUGGAUGAUCCGCACAUUCAAGAGAUCGGAAAGUUCGCUGUGAAAGAGAACAAUUUGGAAUCCAAAAACAACUUCGUAUACAAGAGGGUCGUUAGCGGCGAAUCACAGGUCGCCUCUGGAAUCAACUACCACCUCGUUAUCGAAGUCAAGGAUGGAAGUUUGGAUGCGCAAUAUCAGGCCGUCGUGUUGGAGAAGAAAUGGGAGCAUUCCAAGCAGCUCGUGUCCUUCAACCCUCUCUCCUAA
Molecule: messenger RNA, 345 nt
Organism: Cucurbita pepo subsp. pepo (vegetable marrow)
Lineage: Eukaryota; Viridiplantae; Streptophyta; Magnoliopsida; Cucurbitales; Cucurbitaceae
Product: cysteine proteinase inhibitor 8
Molecular function (GO): cysteine-type endopeptidase inhibitor activity
Source: RefSeq, a predicted model, not a curated record